AUGAACCGCCUGAACUUUGAGAUCGACGAUGCGGAACUACUAAGGACCUACAGUGUCUCUUCCCUGUCUCCAAAGAAAUGGGAGGAAGUGGACUAUGAUAAGGACGACCCUCUGAUAGGCGUCCUGAGUUCGAACAUCGGGGAGGGCGAACCUGAUCCAUUGGGCUUAGAUGCUGUGAUCGAUGUUAAGAGUAUGGAUGCUGGCACCAGAGCGGCCGUGCUCAUUUCGUCCAAAUCAUUCAACCCGAAGACUUUCCUAUCCACUGUGCACCCAAAUGCAACAUACCAGGACCUCGCCUCAGGCAUAUCGAGCCUCCGAGCGUCCAUCGAAUCACGUUCAGAGGCUGUCCGCGUCCUCGUGGAAGAAAAUUUCAACAGAUUUGUUGCUGUCAAAGCAUCAACCGAUGCUCUCUACGCGGAGAUGCAGGAAGGUCUCCUUGCCGAACAAGCCGAAUUUGCCUCGAAACCUCUCAAGAACCACUUGAAAUUGGCUGCGCAAAAGGCCGAUCAGGUCUUUCUUCCUGUCCUGGAGAAUGCUUUGAAAGCACAAAAGCUGCGUACUACCCUCGGGGUAUUUGAACGGUCCAAAUUCUUCUUCAGCCUUCCAGGCUCAUUAAUCGAGUCAAUCGAGGCGGGCCGUUAUGAAGCAGCUAUGCGAGACUACAAGAAGGGAAAGUUCCUACUCGAGUCUCGACCUGGUCAACUUCUGCCAGUUGGAUCUAACAAAGACGAGCAGACGUUGAUAGUCGCGGAAAUACAGCAGAAGCGUAUUCUUAAUAAAGUGUGGAGCACAGUGGAACGGGUGAUGGGUGAAAUGCGUAAUCAACUCCUUGCAAAGUUGCAGGAACCCACACGAAGCGUGGACGAGCAGGAAAAAACAAUUGAAAUAUUAUUGGAACUCAACCCGUCAGAUGACCCUGUUUGGACUUACUUCGAUGCACAGCACAAAUAUAUCCUUCAGCAUAUGCAGGAAACGUAUACGGCCGCCGUCAGUGCGAUUCAGUCUAUUCGCGACAAAGCGCAGCCUGUGAUCGAUGGUCCAGAAACGUUGCCUUCUAUUCUAUGCGUACAGCUCCAGACGUGCAUAACCGCGCUGGAUCUAAAGCAGGGGGACACAAUUUUUGCGCAAACGGGAGGAAGCGAAGUCUGGCAGGCUAUCCUGACGAUGGUGAAGAACGUUUCAGAAGUCAUGUUGUCAUCGCUGCCGAACUUCUGGAGAAUUGCGAAGGAGUUUUUAGACGGGAAACUGAAGAAGAGCCCAACAGGGAGCGCCUCACGGCGGAGCCCAUCCCAAUGCCGGACCAUGGCACUUGAUAUCGUAAAACUUUACAUCUCUCUCCUGUCAGAAUUUUUCGUCUUCUCGGAUAGCCUCGUCCCAUCUCCUCCGGGAAGCGUUGAUACUACUCCUCCCCUUUUCCCGAAAGAUUCGAAUGCUUUUGCCACGGGGCAUCACAUGAUGAAGAUACUGGGCGAGAUCCAAGACUCCGUGAAUGAUCUGAACGCGAUGGAAAUUUCCAAUGAGGCUACAUCUAAUCUAAGGGGCCUGCUGGAGAGCGCGAGGCGGAAGUUUGAGGACGUUCUCAUCCAGGCCUGGGUGAGAGACGCCAAUAUUUUCUACUACCUGGAGGACUGGAUAGGGUCGACUGUUGACCCGUUCACGACGGUGUAUCUUGCGAAACUGCGGGCAUUCCAGAAGGAAAUGAGCACAUGCGCGUUUAAGAUUGCCGGCGGGGCGGAUCUCUCCACGUCGUCUCUCUCCGUGUCGCGCUCAGGCAAGCGGAAAGGCGUCGCUCCCGAGCUCACCAGCAGAAUCACAAAGGCGUUCCUCGAUUCCCUUUUCGCCGUUCUUGAUGGACUCGUGCAUCUCGCCUCCGAUGAUUCACCCACGGUUACUAACCCCCAACCCACGGUAUCGGACGCGGGAAGUGCGAGAACGAACCCCUUAGAGCUUGUGAACGUUCAAGAGACGGACACCAGGCUGCUUCUCGUGGUUUCAAACAUUGACCACCUCAAACGCGCGCUGAUUCCCAGUAUGAUCGGUGAACUGGGGAGUGCGCUCGGUAUCUCCAUCGAAGAGGAUAAACGUACGCUGAUGACUAUUGUGCAAGAGCUGGACAACACCCUGUUUGAGAGCUACGUCAAACCUAAAGCGACAGCUCUUACGGCGAUGGUGCGGAGGGGAGUUCUGGACCCUGAGAUGGACUGGUAUGAGACGCCGCAGCCGAGAGAGAUCCGCCCAUACGUAUACGAGCUGCUCAUGUUCCUCGUGGGCGUCCACGCGCAAGUGAGCGCCGUGGCCGCUCCGCUGCUGGAGCGCACGCUGAACGCGCUGGUCGAAGAUGUCGCCGAAGAGUCCCUGCGCUGUUUCCGACAAGUGAAGCGCUUCGGCAUGGGCGGCAUGCUUCGGGCCACGCUAGAGAUUGAGUUCCUGCAUCAGACUCUCGUGCGCUACGUCACGCCGUCCGCCGACCAGACCAUGUCGGAUCUGUACACCAAGAUCUCGCAGGCGUACGCACGCCGCCCUGGUGACGAGAACCUGCAGGCCCAUCUGGACGGCGUCAAGAAGACGCUCGCGGACACUCGUCGGGCGACGGCCAUCGAGUUUCUGUGCUUCAAGCAGACGAAGGAUAAGACCAAGGAGAAGGGGGCUUCCGGGGCCAAGAAGGAGAAAUCGAGGGAGAAGGAGCGGGAGAAGGGAAGCUGA
This is a messenger RNA of Fibroporia radiculosa, 2703 nucleotides long. RefSeq lists its product as uncharacterized. The record is from RefSeq and is a predicted model, not a curated record. NCBI's taxonomy places the organism in Eukaryota, Fungi, Basidiomycota, Agaricomycetes, Polyporales, Fibroporiaceae. The transcript has 16 exons. Gene Ontology annotation, biological process: Golgi to plasma membrane transport; exocytosis. Gene Ontology annotation, cellular component: exocyst. Bases 1 to 2703 code for a protein of 900 amino acids.